GUCCGCUCACUGCAUUCCCAUCCGCUGAGUGCCGCCAAUCCGUUAUGAAGUUCUCUCGCUUGUCCACCGCGGCUGUGGCUGCUUUGGCUGCUUCGCCAGCUGCAGCCAUCCUCGGCACCCCCGAUGCCGUGGAUAAGCUCGCCAGCAAAGCUCUGGCCACUAAGGUUGCCUAUGAGGCCGCUCAUGGCGCCAACUCGACCUGCACCAUCAAGAAUGCGGCCGUUCGUCGCGAGUGGUCCUCGUUGGCCCCCGCGGAUCGGAAGAAGUAUACCGAUGCGGUUUUGUGUCUGAUGAGCCUGCCGCCCAAGUCGGAUCCCAGCUUCGCUCCGGGGGCUCGCAACCGCUUCGACGACUUUGUCGCCGUGCACAUCAACCAGACCUUGUGGAUUCAUGGCACGGGCAACUUCCUCACCUGGCACCGCCUGUUCACCUGGGCCUACGAGACCGCCCUGCGUGACGAGUGUGGCUACGAGGGCUACCAGCCCUACUGGGCCUGGAACAAAUAUGUCGACAACCCGAUCAACUCGCCGCUCUUCGAUGGUACCGAGUACAGUAUGUCCGGGAAUGGAGACUAUGUGCCUCACAACGACACCCCCGUCACCGACUACACCACGUUGCCCGCUGGUGUCGGAGGUGGUUGUGUGCGCAGCGGUCCUUUUGCUAACAUGACCGUCAACCUCGGACCGGUGGACCCCACCCUACAGAUCCCCGGCCUGGUGGCCCAGAACGGCACGGGACUGGACUACAACCCUCGGUGUCUGCGCCGCGACAUCUCGCCCGUGGCCGCGCAGGGGUGGACUAAGACCAGCGACGUGAUGGAUCUGAUCCAGAACUGCGACGACAUCUCGUGCUUCGAGUGGACCAUGCAAGGGUUCUUCGAGGAAGGGUUUUUGGGCGUGCAUACCGCCGGCCACUUUACGAUUGGCGGUGACCCCGGUGGUGACCUCUACACAUCCCCCGGUGACCCCGCCUUCUACGUCCACCACGGUAUGAUCGACCGGGUCUUCUGGAUCUGGCAGAACCUCAACCCAGCCAACCGCACUUACGUGGUCAAGGGCCCCGACUUCAUCGAUGGCCUCAUCGCUGGCCCCAAUACCACCAUCCACGAUACCCUCUGGAUGGGAAAUCUCACCGCCUCCCGCGAGAUCUAUGAUAUCUUGGAUACCACGGCGGGGACGCCUUUGUGUUAUAUUUAUUUGUAA
This is a messenger RNA of Aspergillus saccharolyticus JOP 1030-1, 1202 nucleotides long. Its product is annotated as tyrosinase family protein. Gene Ontology annotation, molecular function: oxidoreductase activity. NCBI's taxonomy places the organism in Eukaryota, Fungi, Ascomycota, Eurotiomycetes, Eurotiales, Aspergillaceae. The transcript has 5 exons. Bases 45 to 1202 code for a protein of 385 amino acids. The record is from RefSeq and is a predicted model, not a curated record.